Messenger RNA from Cavenderia fasciculata, 2301 nucleotides. RefSeq lists its product as uncharacterized. The record is from RefSeq and is a predicted model, not a curated record. Lineage: Eukaryota; Evosea; Eumycetozoa; Acytosteliales; Cavenderiaceae. Gene Ontology annotation, molecular function: protein binding. The coding region runs from base 1 to 2301 and encodes 766 amino acids. The transcript has 3 exons.
AUGUCUUCGCUGUCACAAUCUUCUACAAUUAUAUCAAGUGUAUUUAAAUCAAGUGUAUUGUUAAGAUAUAUACUAUCAUUGGUUGAAGAGAUACAUGAACGUUUGGAAGAAAAGAAACCAUGCAAGUUUAAAGAUAUGACUAGUAAGAAUGUAUCGUUUCAUCGGUACUCUAACAACGGACUGUUGUUUCAAGCAAAGUUAGAGUGUGAUCCAAACUUUAUCGCCUACUAUCGAGCCAUGCCAAUCAUACUAAACAACUGUACCAAUGUGUUGGUACUCCAACGACUACAUACACUCUACUCGCAUUACUUUGGACAUGCGUUUAGGGAGAUUGUCAGUAGACACGGCAAAGACGUCUACAUCGGCAAGACACUAGGUAAAUGUGCCAAUUCACCUAGUUGGGUAGUUGACAAUAUCGCUGCAUCGGGUAGUAUACCAUGUCUAGUGUACGGUAUCGAAACGAUUGGUAUCCAACCAACAGAAAACACUAUCGACAUGGCAUGUGAACACGGUAAACUUGGUAUACUACACUUUCUACACGAGAAUUAUCCUCAACUACAAUGUACAGACCGUGCAUUCGAGUUGGCUGCAAAUAACUCUCAUUUGGAUAUUAUAGAGUUUCUAUUGUACAAUCGGACGGAAAAGUAUACUGCUCGGGCACUAGUCAAUGCAUCACGAACAAAGUGUGUUGACGUUGCAAGACUGUUACUCGAGAUGCGUGGAGAACGUCUUGUCGGACACACAGAAGAACAACUCAUCGAGCGUAAUUUGGUCGACCUAUCAGUCACUUCAGGGUCACUUGAAAUGGUUCAACUUUAUUUCAAGCAUUUUGGAAGACGUGGACUAACUACUCGAGCACUAGACAAUUCAGCUGAACUUGGGUUCCUAGACAUUGUAUUGUGGCUAGACCAAACAGCCGGUGCACCCGCCACUACCGACGCCAUGAACUUUGCCGCAAAAAAUGGCCAUUAUUCCAUUAUAAGAUUCUUACAUGAAAAUCGUGUUGAAGGUUGUACUGAAAGUGCAAUCAAUAAGGCAGCAGCAGGAGGGUUUUUAGAUAUAGUACAAUUUCUUCAUGUUAAUAGAACAGAGGGAGCAACAAAAGAUGCAAUGCAUAAUGCUGUAGCAUCGGGAAGUUUAGAGGUUGUAAAGUUUCUUCAUAAAAAUAGAACGGAACUUUGUAAUGGUGCAAAUACAGUGGCCACAGCUUGUCAAAAUGGAACUGGUGAUUAUGCAGAGUCGAUCAAAUAUAUUUUAGAGAAUAGGAUUACACCAUUCACUAAAAAGAGUCCACUCAAUAACCUAGAGUCAAGUGACUUUACUCAAAUUAUGAUGUGGACUUGUCUCAGGGACAAUCUCGACUUGUACAUCUUUUUGGUCGAUUUCUUCCAUCUUGGUGUUGGUAUUGAGCCAAAUGUGGCGUCUCAUCCUUUUUGGAAACAUUUCGAGUCGGCAGCUAGUGUAACAUUCAAAAUGUGGAUCAUCGAACAAUUCGACCCCAAGUCAUUGGAUAUUGACCGAUUCACACAUUUCAUCACCUAUUCAAACAUCAAAGGUGGUGAAAGAGUAUUACAAUAUGUCAUGGACCACUGUCCACGAGCAUUCCAACGAAAUUGGUCCUUUUAUCUACAGAGAACAGUCUAUGACCAAAACAUCAAAGUAUUGCAAUUCUUUCACGAUCACGCCAUCCCCAAUAGUUUUACUCAACAAAUGUUCAACUAUGCAGGUGAAGUUGGUGCACUAAAAGUAGUUAAAUUCCUACAUCUCAAUCGAACUGAAGGUUGCACAACCUUGGCUAUGGAUAGUUCGGGAAAAAGUGGAUAUUUAGAAGUAUGUCAAUGGAUCUAUGCAAAUAGAACAGAAGGUUCAACAAAAAGUAUUAUUAAAUCUGUUAUAUCAAGUCAACGUUAUGAAGUUUUACAAUUUUUAGUAAAUAAUAAUAUACAUACAGAAGCAGAAGAUUUAGUUGAUUGUGCAUCUGCAUCUAGAUCAGUUGAAAUACUUGAAUAUAUUGUUGAAAUGUUUCCAAAUUUACUUCCAACAGUCUAUUCCUUUUCGCAUCACGAUGAGCUUAUAUUAAGAUUCCUUGUACAUCAUUUCCCAACAUCUCAUAUUCGAAGCCUCAAAUACAUGCCAACACAAAACCAAGUCAUUAUCGACCAAUUGUGCAAAGACAAGGAUGCAGGAGUAUUAAAACUCUACCCAGCCUCUGGUCUACAUGUUUCACAUCAACAAAAAGAUUCUUCAACCACAUCACCACCACAACAAUCAUCAAUAUUUAAAAAACUCUUUUUUAAAUAA